Messenger RNA from Papilio polytes (common Mormon), 1573 nucleotides. RefSeq names its product ATP synthase mitochondrial F1 complex assembly factor 1. The record is from RefSeq and is a predicted model, not a curated record. Gene Ontology annotation, biological process: mitochondrial proton-transporting ATP synthase complex assembly. Gene Ontology annotation, cellular component: mitochondrion. The transcript has 4 exons. Lineage: Eukaryota; Metazoa; Arthropoda; Insecta; Lepidoptera; Papilionidae. Bases 110 to 952 code for a protein of 280 amino acids.
GGUAAUGAGAUGAGAAUGACAUUUAUUAAGUUUUUUUUUAAGAUUCUGAUGAACCUAAAUAUGUUAACUCAAAAUAUGUUUUAAUAUUAUAUUCAUUUAUUAAAGGGUUAUGGCUUUUAAGUUUCGGUAUCUCCCCCACGGUUGCAUUUUACUAAAUAAACUUAAUUUAAGAAAUAUAAUGACAUCACCAACGAAACUCGAAAAGGCUGUGGAGCAAUUGCAAAAGAAUCCCUAUUAUGAAAAAUACGCUGAUCGCAUCGCUUCUCUGCAGAAAACUUCUCCCCAAGAGUUUUUACAAAGAUUAGAGAAACAGCAAAAGACCCAACAACAAGAAAAAAAUAAGAAGUUGGGUGCAGUUGAUACCAGACAGUUUUCAUCAGUUUUAAACCCUAAGGAAAGAGUAAGCAAGGAUUUGAUAGUAGAAGAUAAAAAGCUUGAGGCAAUUUUUAAAUUAGAUUUAGUGGCAGAAAAAGAUGCUUCCGAUAUUCAAUGCAUUUGGGAAGAAUAUCACAAGAACAAAGAAGUAAUAUCGGCAACAAUUCCUCUAGAUGUUUAUGAAAUGGUUCAUGAAAAGAUGAAAGAUUACCCUACAUUCUUAUUUCCCUUGCCGCGCUCCGAGGGCUAUGAGUUUGUAAUGUGCCAGUGCCAUGGCCACACUGUGCACUUCACACCACUCCUUGCCUUUCAGGUUCAUAAAGAAAAUGCUCCCGAGUGUUUAACCAUGAUUCAUUACACAGAACUCAGCCACAAAGGAAUAGUUUUGAUGAGAGGAGAAUAUGACAAGAAUGUGUUGAAUGGUCAGGAGGCACAGUGCUUGGCAAACCAGUUCCAGAUGUACUUUAGCGGCAAAGACUUAACUAAGCAACAAUUAUUGGAGACAUUUAAUAAAAAGCCAAAUGCUUUCAAACACAUGGACCUUAUAACAGAACUAGAGAAUAUCAGCAUAGUAUAGAUCUUGCACUUAGUAAAAUCUCACAACCUUACAAACAUGGUAUAAUGUUAAACUUAGGAAUAAACCGAGUAUAGGCAUAUAUUAGUACAAAUUUUACUUAUAUUCAGUUUAUUUAUAAGUUUAACUUUAUACCACAUUUAUUUUUAAAGCUGUUAGUAUUUACAUACAUAGUUUUUUAUGUUCCCAUAGAGCCUAUGAACAAUGUUACACAAACAGGCAAGAAAGAAGAUCCAUGUUAUAUGUCAGUGAUUCAGUCUGUGUGGAUAAUAAAUAUAUUCUGGAGUAUCAUCAAGGUAUACAGGGGAGCCAGGGCAGGUGUUGCGGACACAGAGCAGAGAGCUUGAGCCACUUGUGGAAGUAGAUAAGUUAUCCCCCUGAGAAGCAGCUGCAUCUCUGAUGUAUCCCACUUUUAUAUAGUUUGUUGGAUUUUCUUCAACUAAUAUUUCAGAGGAUGAUUUUGAAAAAUGGCUGUCUCCAAAACCUUUGCUGUCAUUCUGCAAUUAUAUUGUAAUACUUGGUUUCAUUUUAUUUUUAUGGAACAUGAAAAAAUAUGAAAAGAAAAGGUUAACUACAUUGUAAUAAUCUAAUGGUCAAAUACAAAAAUAUAUAUAUCAUAAUCAA